Messenger RNA from Suillus paluster, 4172 nucleotides. Its product is annotated as P-loop containing nucleoside triphosphate hydrolase protein. The transcript is spliced from 18 exons. Gene Ontology annotation, molecular function: ATP binding; RNA binding. Gene Ontology annotation, cellular component: intracellular anatomical structure. Lineage: Eukaryota; Fungi; Basidiomycota; Agaricomycetes; Boletales; Suillaceae. The record is from RefSeq and is a predicted model, not a curated record. Bases 99 to 4112 code for a protein of 1337 amino acids.
CAGUGGGCCCUUAAAGUGUAUUGUAUGGUCUCGUAAGCCUGGAAACUUUUUUCCGACAAAUUUUGCUUUCCUACUUUUCAGCGCUCACUCCGAAGUUGAUGCCUCCUCGCAAGGGCAUCGUUAAAUCCGGGAAUGCAGGAAAUUCAUCCAAGAUUAACAAAAAUUCUGGCGCAGGUUCGCCAUCGCAGUCAGCUGAUGCAGAGCAAGAAAAACCACUCUUCCCGCCCGGAUCCAAGUAUCCUCUGAGUCUACUUCAUGAGAGGUGCCAAAAGAAUGGCUGGGACAAACCAACCGUCGAGACGCGUAAACAUGGCAACGAUUGGUCUUUUGUCGUAAUUAUCACUCGAUUUGAUAAGAAAACAUCACGGGCAGAAAGUGUCCGACUUGAACCUCACCCACCUUAUUUGAGGCCUACUGCGCUUGAAGCGCGUCAUUGGGGUGCCACAUACGCCUUGUACCGUUUCUGCAAUAGGAUUCAGCUCAAUCUCGUAUUACCACCUGGGCCUCGCGAUUACUGGACCGAGCUAGUUGCAGAACAACAAAAUGCUCCAGAUCACAUGAAAUGGAUGUAUGAUGCUGAUCCUUUUGCCGCACGUAGAGCAGUGGACGAGAGGCAAGCGAAAGCAGCCCAAAAUAGACAACAAGGACAUUCAAAAGAUUCCAUGAUGCAGGUGUCCAAGGAGUUUGCUCACGCCCCCGAGGUGAGAAUGACCACUGAGUUGCGAGAUUUAGUGGAAGAUGUUGUCAAGAAGGGAAAUGCGCUGCACUUUGGUGACGACCCUGUGUUAUCUAUAUUGCCCGCGGAGGCGAUACCAGCUGUUACCCAGCAGCUUGGUCACUUGAACUUCAAGUCCGAUCAAAUACGCAAUACGUUGGCCUUUCUAUCCAAACCUUCGCCUCUCGGGGGUAAUUUAUUGAAUUCAAUGUCCCCGCUAGAGGCGUGCAUAGAAUAUCUAGUUCUUCAUCUCCCAGAAUGCGACCUUCCAGAGCGCUUCUUUCCCGGAAAUAACUCCUCCAAUCCAUUCAUUGUCUCCGGUCACUCUGGCUCUGAUGACUUGGAAAAGAGAUGGGUGGAGGAGAAAAUCAUCAAAGAGGCUGGUUUUCCCGCACGUACUGUCAAGGAGUGUACUGCUGACAGACAAUCGGUAAAAAAUAUGGACCUGCUGAUGGCCUCUUUGGACCAUCGCCUCCUAGGUGAGGAUGUGUGCGCCCAAGCCAAUACAGACGAUAUAGUGCUGGCUAAUGUCGUGGACGGUUUACGAAGUAAUGCGGAUGAAGCAGAGGCUCUCGGGGCUCAUUUUGUCGACGCGAGCCAUAUAUCAAUGCCUCUAUUCAGCGCGCCUGUGGAGCUACAUGUUUUGCUACCAUCUUGUUCUGACCACUCCUUUCACAACUAUCCUCCUGUGUAUAUCACAUCAAAGUCUGUCCCGCCAUAUAUGCGGCUUCAUCUUCUCUCACAGCUGUUGCAAGAAAUGAGACAGGAUGGGUUUAUCGAGCCAGGGGAAGGCUUUCUCAUGGCAGCAAUGAGGGUUCUCGAGGACCACUGGGCACGCGCUGAAUCCAACGGUUCGCCGGAUAUGUCGGAAGUGCUUAAAUUCUUGAUACCUUCGCCCACUUCAUCGCCAAUUAUCCAUACCUCUACCUUACGGACUGGUCUUAAAGAAACGGCGCGUCACAAAGUCCGACAUCGCGGUGACAGUCGAUCGAAUGCACAGGUCAAGACAGAUUUUGAACAAUUGUGCCAAUCCCAGGCAUAUGUAACGAUGCUGUCCGUUCGUCGACGCCUUCCUGCAUUUGCUGCCAAGGACAAGUUUUUGUCCUUGCUCGAACACAACCGAGUAGUUGUCGUGGUUGGAGAAACAGGGUGUGGCAAAACCACUCAACUCCCGCAAUUCAUCCUAGAUUCGUUGGUAAUGUCGGGGCACGGAGCCGAAGCUUCAAUCAUUGUCACCCAACCUCGCAGAAUUUCUGCCGUAUCUGUUGCUGCGCGGGUUUCGUCAGAACGUAUAGACGACGGCUCUGUCGGAUAUGUUAUUCGUGGAGAGACUAAGCAUAGUCAAGCAACCAAGUUGCUCUUUUGUACGACCGGAGUUGUUUUACGAAGGCUAGGCUCCGGCGACGGGCUGAAUGAUGUCACACACAUUGUUGUUGACGAGGUUCACGAACGUUCUGUCGAUGGAGAUUUUCUUCUUCUAGAACUCAAGGAAUUACUGGCACAACACCCUACACUAAAGGUGGUGCUCAUGUCAGCAACGAUCAAUCAUGAAACAUUUGUGAAAUAUUUCAACAACGCCCCGAUGUUGACUAUCCCAGGCUUUACGCACCCAAUCACAGAUAUGUACCUCGAAGAUUACAUUUCCUCAGUUUCCUAUAAACCGGCAUCAAUCAAACCAAAUAUAAAGGAAUCGGAAGAAGAGAAACAUGCCUUCCGGGAUUAUUAUAGUUCUCGGGGCCUCAGCGAAGAGGCGACAUCUGCCAUCCAAAACAUCAUGCGAGCGGAGAGGAUUGACUAUCAGUUGAUUACUGCUGUUGUUCAGCAUAUCGUUGCAACGUCGCAACGAGGUGGAAUUUUGAUUUUCCUUCCCGGAGUUCAAGAAAUUCGUUCCUGUAUUGAAGCAAUUCGCGGCACGCUCGACGGGAAAGCCGAGAUAUUACCUUUACACGCGAACUUGUCAAACGAUGAGCAACUUGCUGUUUUCGCAAAUACAAACCGAUGGAAAAUCAUUGCCGCGACAAACGUUGCUGAGACGUCCAUCACCAUUGAAGACAUAAUCUACGUCGUUGACUCUGGAAAAGUUAAAGAAAUAGGUUAUGAUCCAAUAAGCGGACUAUCUCUCUUAAAAGAACAAUGGGUCACGCGCGCUGCAGCCCGCCAGCGCAGGGGUAGGGCUGGUAGAACGCAGCCAGGAUUUUGCUACAAGCUUUAUUCUCGAAAGCAGGAAGAAAAAAUGGGCCAUUUCCCAGUACCAGAAAUUUUACGAACACCGUUGGAGAGCAUUUCGUUAACCGUGAAGGUGAUGCGCGAGAGUGAGGAUGUGAAGCAUUUCCUGAACCGGGCUAUUGAUCCUCCCGAAGUAUCUGCAAUGGAUAAGGCCUGGAAUGUCCUGGAGGAGCUCGGAGCCAUUGAUGCGGAUGGCCGUUUGACUGCUCUUGGGCGCCAUAUUUCAUUGCUCCCUGUGGAUUUGCGACUGGGGAAGAUGCUUGUUCUUGGCACGAUUUUCCAAUGCAUAGACCCAAUUCUUACGGUCGUAGCUUGCCUCUCGUCAAAACCUUUAUUCGUUAGUCCAAUGAAUAACAGGGAUGAAGCCGCUCAGGCGAGACUACGUUUUGGCGAAGACAAGAGCGAUCUACUCGCAGAUGUCAAUGCGUACAACGAAUGCAUGCGCCUUCAGUCUGAGGGCAAGAAUCGUAAAGCCUUGAAACACUUCUGUGAAGAGAAUUUUAUCUCGCCCGCCGCUGUCAGGGAGAUCACCUCAUUACGCCACGAUUUCUUCUCCUCUCUUUCAGAUCUCGGUUUCAUCCCGCGUUCCGCAACAGCGAGUUCUCAGGAACUGAAUGCCAACAGUACGAACACAAACAUAGUCAAAGCCGUCAUCCUCGGCGGUUUGUGGCCUCGCGUUGUCCAAGUGCAUCUUCCACGUUCAGCGAUCAAAUUCGACAAAGUGCAAGCGGGAACUGUUCAGCGCCAAAAUACCGCAAAAGAAUACAAGAUGCAUGAUCUGAUAGAUGGGCGCGUCUUUCUGCACCCCUCGUCUGUCCUCUUUGGAGAGUCGACGUGGAAGUCGCCGUUCCUAGCCUACUUCCAGAAACAGAUGACCAGCAAGGUUUUCAUCCGCGGGGCUACCCAGGUUCCGAUCUACGCACUGCUUCUCUUCGGUGGACCUGUGUCCGUCAAUCACAUCGGAGGUGGUCUCACGGUUGGAAAGGGUGGCAGCAUUGUCAAAUUGAAGGCAUGGCCCCGCAUCGGAAUUCUGGUGAACCAACUCAGGCGCCUGCUUGAUGCGCAACUACAGCAAUGUAUUGAAGAGGGAUCAAUGUUGAGCGCCAGUCAACAUAGUGCCGUGGCCAACGCCAUGAGCGCGUUGCUUGCAAAUGACGGCCUGUCCGGAUAAUGCCUCACCAAAAAUUGACAGUUGGUCACGAAUAGAGCGGAGGGUUGCAUCGAAAUACUA